This is a messenger RNA of Gambusia affinis (western mosquitofish), 6432 nucleotides long. It is a transcript of the gene ptpra, whose product is annotated as protein tyrosine phosphatase receptor type A. The transcript is spliced from 22 exons. Bases 450 to 2843 code for a protein of 797 amino acids. Lineage: Eukaryota; Metazoa; Chordata; Actinopteri; Cyprinodontiformes; Poeciliidae. Gene Ontology annotation, biological process: protein dephosphorylation. The record is from RefSeq and is a predicted model, not a curated record. Gene Ontology annotation, molecular function: protein tyrosine phosphatase activity.
UUUUUUUUUUUUUUUUUUGCUCUCCUUCCCAUUCUUCCUAUGCAGACAGACACACAACAUGGCGGACUAGAUUAGUCGACCGACGCGCCCGGAUACAGCGGAUAAACUGUGGGGGUUUUACCAUCCAAGGAGGCAAACAAAGGAACCUCCGACCGGACAGCAGAUACUGGAGAAUUGGUGUGCUUUUCAGGGGGAGCCAUCUUUAUCUGGAUUUAGCAGGAAAAACUGACUGCGAAGUGUUGGCAGUGUGUCCCAGGUUGCGUUUUCCCCCCCAACCCCGCUCACACUCCUCUCUGUUCCCGGGGUGUGGAGACAGGGGCCGGGUUGGAAAAACGUGGAAAGAGAAGGAGCGGAUAAAAUUCCCCCCACUCUUUUGGCCAUCUUUUCUCCAGGUACUCCCGUCUGUGCGCCGCAGGACUUGUGGACCAAGUUGUGCGAAUGAGUGACUGAUGCCAACUUCGCUUCUUCAGGGCAGAAUGGGUGUGUGUCCCCUGCUCCUGCUUCUUGCUGUAGCCCUCGGGGCCACAGCCCAGGAUCCACAAAGCAUCACAGCUGCUCCUGCCUCACCAGCUCCCGCCACUAAACAAUCCGACUCGUAUGCAACAACCAUCCAAGGACCCACUACAGUCAAACAAUCGGUAACAAAUUCACCAGUAGAAGAAGGAAGCAGUGCAACAAGAACACCUGAAAACAAUGAUUCCUCCAAAGACACACCAACAGCAGCUCCUACUAGUUCUUCAACAGCUGAUGAGCUGAAUGAGGCCUUGACUGGGUCUGUUGCCAACUCAACAUUGACAGUAAAUUUAACCACCACAAGCACCACAAGCACCACUACUACCACAACCACCACAACCAAAAUCGAAGACAAUAACGAUAAUGGAGUAGCAGUGAUCGCUGUGAUGGUGGCCCUGUCAUCGCUGCUGGUCAUCAUCUUCAUCAUCAUUAUCCUCUACAUGCUCAGAUUUAAGAAGUACAAGCAAGCAGGAAGCCAUUCAAAUGCCUUCAGAUUGACCAAUGGCAGAUCAGAUGAUACAGAACUCCAGAGCGUGCCGCUAUUGGCCCGGUCUCCCAGCACAAACAGGAAGUACCCACCCAUUCCCGUAGACAAACUCGAGGAAGAAAUGAACCGUCGCAUGGCUGAUGACAACAAGCUCUUCAGGGAGGAGUUUAACGCGCUGCCAGUCUGUCCCAUUCAGGCAUCAUGUGACGCAGCUUCCAAAGAGGAGAAUAAAGAAAAGAACCGAUACAUCAACAUCCUGCCUUAUGAUCACUCCAGGGUUCAUCUCUCCUCUCUAGAAGGAGUCCCCGACUCUGACUUUAUCAACGCUUCUUUUAUAAAUGGGUACCAGGAGAAGAAUAAGUUUAUUGCAGCUCAAGGGCCGAAGGAGGAAACGGUAAAUGACUUUUGGAGGAUGAUUUGGGAGCAGAAUACAGCCACCAUUGUCAUGGUUACCAAUCUAAAGGAGAGAAAAGAGUGUAAGUGUGCGCAGUACUGGCCGGACCAGGGCUGCUGGACUUACGGGAACAUCCGCGUGUCUGUUGACGACGCAGUGGUUCUGGUGGACUACACCGUCCGCAAGUUCUGCAUCCAACAGGUGGGCGACGUGUCCGGGAAGAAACCUCAGAGACUCGUCACUCAGUUCCACUUCACCAGCUGGCCGGAUUUCGGGGUUCCCUUCACUCCGAUUGGCAUGCUGAAGUUCCUCAAGAAAGUCAAGAACUGCAAUCCUCCUUAUGCAGGCCCCAUUGUUGUUCACUGCAGUGCUGGUGUAGGAAGGACAGGUACCUUUAUAGUGAUUGAUGCCAUGUUGGACAUGAUGAAUGCAGAGAGGAAGGUGGACGUGUUUGGCUUUGUCACCCGGAUAAGAGCCCAGCGCAGUCAGAUGGUCCAGACUGAUAUGCAGUACGUUUUCAUCUUCCAAGCGUUGUUAGAGCACUACCUGUUUGGAGACACGGAACUAGAGGUGACCUCGCUAGAGUGCCACUUAGCUAAACUCGGUGCUAACUCGCCCGGAGCCGGCUGCAGCGGUCUGGAGGCUGAAUUUAAGAAACUAACAUCCAUCAAGAUUCAGAAUGACAAGAUGAGAACGGGGAACCUGCCUGAUAACAUGAAGAAGAACAGAGUGCUACAGAUCAUUCCAUACGAGUUUAACAGAGUAAUCAUUCCAGUCAAACGAGGAGAGGAGAACACAGACUACGUCAACGCCUCCUUCAUUGAUGGUUACCGACAGAAAGACGCCUACAUAGCGAGUCAGGGGCCCCUCAUGCACACCACAGAAGACUUCUGGAGGAUGAUCUGGGAGUGGAGGAGCUGCUCUAUCGUGAUGCUCACUGAGCUGGAAGAGAGAGGACAGGAUAAGUGUGCUCAGUAUUGGCCCAGUGACGGGGUGGUGUCCCAUGGGGACAUCAUCAUCGAGCUUAAAAAGGAGGAGGAGAACGAGAGCUACACGGUGCGCGACCUCCUGGUCACCAACAGCAGGGAGAACAAGACUCGACUGGUGCGGCAGUUUCAUUUCCACGGCUGGCCAGAGGUGGGCAUCCCUGCGGACGGUAAAGGCAUGAUCAACAUAAUUGCUGCGGUGCAGAAACAGCAGCAGCAGUCCGGCAACCAUCCCAUCACUGUGCACUGCAGUGCCGGUGCGGGCCGGACAGGGACUUUCUGUGCUCUCAGUACAGUUCUGGAGAGGGUGAAAGCAGAGGGUAUCCUGGAUGUCUUCCAGACCGUGAAGAGCCUCAGACUGCAGAGACCGCACAUGGUGCAGACACUGGAGCAGUACGAGUUCUGCUACAAAGUGGUCCAGGAAUACAUUGACGCAUUUUCUGACUACGCCAACUUCAAGUAGGGCCUCGCCAUGGACGGAUUAACGGAUGGACAUCCACAUACACCCAUUACAAGUAUAAAAGCGUGUACCAGAACAGGCAAGAAAUGCCUUGCAGCAACUGCGUUUUCCCAAUCUCGUGGAUGAUGAAGACGGACUGAUUACGCAAUCAGCGGAUCGGAGUUACCACCCGCCGGAAAAGGGAGCCGACGUGUACGCCUGGAGGGCAGGGCAGUGCAGAUGGACACAAAAUUACUGAGAUGCCUUCUUGAAUCUUUUGUAAGGAUGUUGAUAACAAACCGUCACCCGUUUCUUGCUUUACAUCGUCACCCGCCCCCUCCCACCCCCAACCAACAAACAUGUAUAUAUAUAUACUUACUGUGUUGCAUUUUAUCACUUUGUUUUCAGACACAGUUUUGAGUUUGGCUGCAUUUUUCAAGUGGCACCUGUAUUGUAUUUUAUUGGUAUAUACAGAUAUAUAAAAAUAUAAAUAUAUAUGAAUACAAACCAAAUGUUUUUUGGUGGCUAAUGUGCAACUUCAAGCGUCAAGAUGAAGAUGUUUGGAUUUAUUUUUAGUUUUAUGUUUUUAGGGACAAAGACUUAAGAUUAUUUUUGGCUUCGCCUGAGCCUCACUGUAGCAACAGGUAGCAGAAGUUUCAACAUCUCCCAGUAAAACCCUGAGCUGUUUCCUGCCCCCACAUGUUGCUACGCAAACACACAGGGUAAAAGCCAUUUCUCUGCACCUGCCUGCACCACCUAAUUUGGCAAAUCGAGACCUCCAUGACUUUUUUUCUUUCUUUCUUUGUUUCUUUCUUUGUUUCUUUCUUUUCCUUUUUUCAGGGGUGGGAAGCUGAUUCACUAUUGCAGAUCUGAGUUUCCUUGACGUAGCUCAUAAUCUCAGGUUUUUCACGCACCCAUUAACUAUCGGGAGAAUUUGCGUGCGUUUGUGUGUUUUACGCUGAAGCAUAAGCUGGCAGAACAGAUCCACUGUGUUUCCCCAUUACUGUCUGCUAUGUGCCAAAGUCCUUCACUCACUCAUGUAGCUCUGAAAAGUCUGAGAAACUCCCAACCUGCUUCUGACUUUCAGAACAAGCUAUCCAGCGGUGGAGACGCAUCCAUCCUCAAUCUAGCCUGGCUAUUGUAAAGCUUUGACCUGCCGAUACUGAUUUUAGCCGAGUCAGCUAUUCCUGUAAGAACUGUGACUCAAGAACGUCAAUGAAGACAUUUUUCUAGCCUUCCAGCAGUGAGCAGUCAAUAAUUAGUUGGAUGAGAAGAAGAGGCGAAGUCACACUCACGGGAGAGCAGUUGCUGUAAAACAGGGUUUUACUGUUUCAAAAGGCAAAACGAUUACAGUUUAGCAUCUGGUGUUGGCGAUUAUGAUUUUGUUACUAAAACAGCACUCAAAAUGUGUCUUGCUUAUAAUGUAGACGCCCUACCUUAAGUCUGAGAUUUGAAAGCUCAGAAGAAUAAAACUGAUUUUUCGUUUUCUCUUUAGGUUUUUCUCACUCUCUCGUAGCCUGAUUGAGCCGCAGACAUGUAUCAAAACUUCAUAGUUUUUUGUUCAUUUCCUACUUUUGUGUGUCUUCUGACUUCACUGGAGCUAAACAUAGCAAAGUUCAGUUCUCCUUCCUUCAUUUGCUAUGUCUACACCGAAGAGUGGUGUUGUUACAAACUAGGCAUGGUGCGUUUACCAAUCAAGAAAGGUCAGAUUUUUGAGUUUCCGACUGCCCGGUCAACAGGUUCUCUAAUUAAUAAAUUGAACAAGAAAUAUGGUUUAUGGUCUACAAAGCGUUUAGCAUCAGCACCUUGUUUGUGAAUGAGCCAAGCCACAAACGCAACCACAACUUUAUUGUGUUAUUGGAUUCAGUAAGUUUUAAAUAUUCAGCUUUGUUCUUUUUACUUUCUUCUUGCGAAACAUUCAUACUACACUUAUCACUUCUUUAGAGGAUAAUUCCCAUUCAUUUCUUACAAAAAGAGCCUUAUUUGCUCAGAUUUGCUCAGAUUUUGAGAUUCCCUUUUUUUUUUUUUUUUGCUUUUAAAUAUUAUUUCACUUGAGCUGCAGUGAUUUCACAACUGAGGUCACUGUUGAGGCUUUGUAAUGCAAGACAAAUUAUGCCAAUUCAACCAUGAGGAUGUUCCUAAUUUCACUUGAGUUUGCUUUGGAAAUGGCCGACAUGAGCAUUGUUUGAAUUAACUGCUUGUACAAAUCAGAGUUUCUCUUCCCCUCUGACCGAACUGGAGGUACUGAGAUAAUAUUCCUCAAUGGGAGUCUCUUUUAUUAUUAUUAUUAUUAUUAUUAUUAUUAUUAUUAUUUUUUUUUUUAUUUUAGAUCUGUUUCACACCAAACACAGCCAUUGUUGUGCACAAUCUAUAAAACAUGAACCCCUCUGAUGUUCAAUGACCUUUGUAAAAGGAAUUAGCACAAUCAUAUUAUCUUCCUGUAAUUGGAAAGUGCAUGCCUAAUUCUGAGACCAUGAAUGCGUCCUGUUGAUUGCCUGAGCACUCCCGCAAUAUUUGCACUAAAAUGUAAAGCCCUUAUUAAAUCGACGAAUCAAACAAGAGGUAGAGAGAGAGAAAAUGUGGUCUUGCCAUUCGAAGACGGAGGCCGUCUUUAAAUUUUUCCGAAGCUCCUUCAGGUCUCAGAGCUCCCCUCUUAAGAGCCAUAUGUGGAUCCAAAAGUAGCAGAUAGUUUGACCGUUCACUGAAACUGUGCAUCCUCGUAUUUUCUGUUUUAAAGGCGUAAAAAGUGCCCGCACUCGUCUCUUAAAUGCCGUGCUCCUCCUUCAUUUUGCUGCCGUUUACUGGGGCUGUCAUUUGAUAGGAAAGUGGAUGUUUUUUUGUUUGUUUGGUUGGGUUUUUUUUUUUAUCUGUGCUUAAGUUACACGGGUUUGUGGCAUAGUUUGGAAUUGCAAACUAUCAUGACACUGUGCCAACCCACAUAUGAUCUAACGUUAAAACCGAAUUAAAAAGUGCCUCAAUGGUAGGUUUAUAAAGAAGGUAGUUGAAUCUCCAGGCUUUACCUUCACAAGUGGAAGCAGGGAUUUUUAUUUUUCUCCACACGCGCCUCCCGAGCCAUCGCCUGUCCGACCGAUGGGGAGUCCUCUGUGUGGCACAUCGACGGGGAGCCACAAUCCAAGACUGUGUCGAUCAUUCUUUCCUUCACAUUCCCUUCGGGUUGCAUCCCUUUGUAUGAGUAGUUGAGACUAACCCUUAGAUGCUUUCGUGAUUGAUUUGAUUUUAAUUAUUCUGGCUUCAUUUCCAUAUCUGUUGAAUAUGGGUCCAUGACAGCUAAUCAGUUGUGGGUUUCUAUGAGUAAAUAUGUAUAGUUUUUUUUUUUUUUUUUUUUUUCCCCUUGUAAGAAAUAUAGUUGCUUCUUUUAUCACAAUGAAAUGGUUUCGAUAUGUCCAACGUGGGUAUUUUGGGCGCCUCGACUGAAUCAGAGCGAAGCAGCUGAGAGCAUAUAAUCCAUCUUCUCAUCUCCCUCGUGUGUCUUUUAUCUAACUGUUCCCCUCUGAUCCACUUAUUCCUCCAACUUUGUCUUUGGGACAGUUUAAAUGGUCCACUUUCACCCUUCUUUUGUACAUAAUGUAAGGUUAUUUAUAUGUCAUUGUUG